AUUGCGUUUUGUGUUAGUCAGCCAUAGGGAGUUAUCGAGGCGGGCACUUGGUCAGUACUCAACUCGACCGCCUUUUGUCCUACCAGCUUCCAAGCAUCGGCCUCGUCGUUGUUCUAUCUAUUUAACCCUAAGUUCCCCCGAAUGCCCAAGGCUCAAUCACAGGACCAUUCAUCCAGCCGAGGCGCCCCUUUCCAGAACACCCAUGUUCUUAAACGAAACCAGGCAUGCCAUCAAUGUAGAAGACGCAAGCUGAAAUGGUCAGUAUCUCUCAGUCAUUAUGCCGAAGCCCGAGAAAGCUACUUUAUAACAUUUACCUUGAUGUUCACAGCGAUGCACAACGUCCUUGUUCAACAUGUGUUCGGUCACAUUCAUAUGCUGUUGCUCACGCGCCGGCUGGCGUAGAAUUACCACCACAUCCAGAGUGUACCUUCGAUGAAGCAGUUUCAGAAAGCCCUCCCGUUGAGACAACAGAGACUCCUAAGAGUCGGUUUGAGCGAUUAGAGAGUAGGAUCAAUGAGCUCGAAUCACUCCUGCGGGAGAAGGACCGAGCAUUGAACACAUUCGCGUCCGAUCAAUCACAACCUCAAAUGCAACACCAUCCAUUUGCUUCAUCUUCAAAUGCCCAUACCCCGAACCUCGUGCACUCUAAUGGCUUCAACUUCGACGGGAUCCCUGGUUUCGCCAAUGGCAAUGGGAACGGGAUCCCAACUAACGGGAUCUCAAACAUGUACCCGAACUACACUUCCUCCAAACCUCAGAAUGGCACCAACGGGAUGGAUUACACGCAAUUUCCUAAUGCAUCUGGUUUGGACAAUCUUGCUGGCGUCGCAAGUUUGCUGGGUAACGCACCACUUUCGGAGGCACAUAUCGAUUCCGUAUCGGCUGGUCUGAACCAGGACACUUCCAUGUCCGGCGGCUUUCAGUCUAAUGGAUCAAACCUUGACAUAGUCUUUGCCUCUUGGCCAGUUAACCUUCCUAGCCGAGAGGUUACUCGACAUCUCGUUGAGGCUUACUUUGCUUUUCAUCUCCAUGCGGUGAGACUUUUCCACGGACCAUCGUUCCUCGCGUCUCUGGAUUUGCAUCCUACCGAUCCAAGGUUCCCAUGGUCUGCCAUCUUACAUGCAAUGUGUGCCAUUGGAAGUCUCUACGUUGCAAGCAUACCACCGACACCCGCACCUCCGCCAGAAUAUCCUGCACAUGAGGUUUUCGGAGCCAGACUCAGGACGCUCCAGCGACGGCCGGACUCCUUUGCCGAACAACAGGCGAAGUUUGCAAAGGAACAAGCCGAGAUUGCUUUAGACCUCGGGCAUCAUAAGUUCCAAUGCGUUCAAGUUACUGUCAUGCUAACUUGGUUCUAUUGGUGUCACGGCCGAUGGUCGGAGGCCUUCCUGUCCGCGGCUCAGGGCUUAAGAGUAGCUGUUCCAUGUGGACUCAAUGUGUGUCCGCCAUUCCAUACUAUCGCUGAAACUCUUCGGCCACCGGCUAUCAUACCUCCCGCAAAAACUGUUAUGGAGGAUGAGGUGCGAAGAAAUACAUUCUGGUUAGCGUACGCUAUGGAACGACAGAUGGGCACUGGAAACGGUUGGGCACUCAGUCUUGACGACCAGGACAUUUGCCAACUGCUUCCUUUGCGUGGCGACCAAUUCGAACAAGGGAUUCUCGUAUAUCCUAGCGAGCGUCAGUGGUCACACGACAGGGAUCUGCUCACCACACACAAAGACGAACAGAUUGAUUCAUUCAUUCUCUACGUCAAGGCCACCAUCAUCCUCUCACGGGUCAAGUCGUUCAACUUGCGUUUCAAAGGAAAGCAUUAUGUAGGUGACGCUUCUGUUGUGUCGCCGAACAAUAGCCCGGCAAGUGCGGACCAGCAAGAGAUCUUUGACAUCAAGGAUGCCCCCGCCUUUCAGGAAUUGGACAAGAUGAUCAACGCUUUCAGGACUUCCUUCCCUGCUCACCUGAAGAGUCCUAUUAUCGGCCAAUCUGUUGACCCUUAUCUCUACACCGCCUCCUUGAUACCACACUUAGGCUUGAUUUUGUUGAACGAGCCUCACGCUAGACCCGGAGAGGCGACCUGCGUUCAUGCCGACAGGAUACUACGGGCCGCCAGGGCGAUUGUGGAUUUGAUGUAUAACAUCGCUUCUACAAGUUACGAUGUUUCGUUGCUGGGCUUGCAUUCGAUUAUGUGUUGGUUUAUGUCAGGAAGAGUCCUUAUUCGAUUCCUGAAGGCCGCCAUGCAAGCCAACAGCGAUGCACAGAUACCUCAGUUGCAAGCCGAGAUUGUUUUCAUUCGUUCCAUGUUGAUGAAGGCAGCGGAGCGUAUUACACUUGCACAGCGUUAUCAACGAAUGUUGGACGAGUACCUCUUUAACAGCACCGGCCAGACAUUUGCAGAUUCCCUGCCUAUAUCCAGAUUCUCUACAGAAUGCACAAUCUCCCUAGAAGAGGAUUCAACCAGUACCAUGGUUCCCGAUACGAGUCGAGCUACUGAUGUGUUCAUGCAGUAUAGAGCUCCUCCCAUCCCCGCUCGGCCGACUCGCAGAUGACCGCCACAUUCUACUAUUUUAUGGACACUUUAUAUCGUUUCGUUCGUUUUGCUUUUUUCUCUCUCGGGAACGUGGAUUUGUUGUACGCUUAUCAUGUAGCAGCUAUUAUCUAAUUCAUGUAUGAUUUGGACCACUUAGUCCAGCGACUUGCCAUUCUUUGACGGAAUUCACAACGCAUUCCAUGUAUCCCAGGAACAACUCUCACAUGCGCAGCUUCAGUACGUACCAGCUCUCCUUUUGCCUUACCUUAUACGCUCAGGCCGACUUC
Molecule: messenger RNA, 2811 nt
Organism: Somion occarium
Lineage: Eukaryota; Fungi; Basidiomycota; Agaricomycetes; Polyporales; Cerrenaceae
Source: the annotation of a GenBank genome assembly